Messenger RNA from Hyalella azteca, 3456 nucleotides. Its product is annotated as S-adenosylhomocysteine hydrolase-like protein 1. Gene Ontology annotation, cellular component: cytosol. NCBI's taxonomy places the organism in Eukaryota, Metazoa, Arthropoda, Malacostraca, Amphipoda, Hyalellidae. The coding region runs from base 914 to 2521 and encodes 535 amino acids. The transcript has 12 exons. The record is from RefSeq and is a predicted model, not a curated record. Gene Ontology annotation, biological process: L-methionine cycle.
AAAUUUUUGUAAGUAGAUAUCUUAUGUAUUAUCGACUCCCACAAAUGAUCUUGCAUUGGUACAAAAUAGAUCUUUGUUGUCUUUCUUCCCUCAUACGGGCACAAGUCGCAAGAAAAAUACCCGCCCAGACAAAUUAGCGGAUACUCGAACCGUGCAAAAGCAGUGUGAAUUUUCCAGGGUUUCUGCGCACUCUUUCUGGUGAUUUGAUGUCGGCUCCUGCUACGUUUUUAGGUUGAUCUCGCUACGCCGUCUGACGUCAUCUUCAUCCGAAAGUUGUAUGAUUUUUAUGCUAAUUAUCGAACGGACUAUUACACGCCAAUACUUCACUGACGCACGAGAAAAUUACUAACAAGGAUACUUGUGGCUUUAAGAACAGCUUUUAGCUUAUUUCAGCUAAAGCAAAUGAACAUCUUACAAAGUAUCGAAUUAUUUUCUAUAGCAGAGAUUCUUGACGUUCCAAUUUCUUCGUCAAUGUCUUUCGGUACAACUUUUUGGCUCUCAUGAGGCGUCCCUAAGCACGUGACCUCAUCAAAUCGGCUUUCAUUUACGUGCUCUUCUUCAUCAGCAAGUCUUCAUUGCCUGCGCUGCAACUUUAAGGUUUCUCCACGUGCGCUGCCACUUCACCAGGAGUCCUCUACGUGCGCUGCCACUUCAACAAGAGUCCUCUACGUGCGCUGCCACUUCACCAAGAGUCCUCUACGUGCGCUGCCACUUCACCAAGAGUCCUCUACGUGCGCUGCUACAUCUACAAUCUCAUUCACUAACAUUUUCAUCGAUUUUUCUCACAUCUCUUUUGGCGUAACUAAAGCUCCCACAUUGAUUGCCUUCUUCACCUAAUCUCCAACCCUGAAGAUUACCUUGGUACUUCAGUUAAAAAUUCACGACUAAUUUCUGGAUUGAGGAGGAAAUCGUGAUGAUUUCUCACCACAACCACCACCACCACCCAGCCAUCAACAUCACCCGUAGCCUCUCAGAGGAGGCUGAGGCUAGUGAUGAAUUUGGGGAAAAAUCCUUCAAGCUGAGCGAGAAGGUUGCAGAGGCAAGCGCCAGCGGGUUCCGUGAUCGCAACAAACGACGCUUCAGUCUACCCGUAGCGGCGCGUCCCCUGCCUGACUCCAGCCGACGAUCUUCAGUCAUCUCAUCCUGCGACUCCAACUCCUCGUACACGGGUAGCAGCAGCGAUGAAGAUGAAGUAUCGCCGCGCGAGAAGACCCAGACAACGGCCGCCGGCUUCACCGACUUCUGCGUCAAGAACCUCAGGCAGGCCGAGUUCGGGCGCCGUGAGAUCGACAUCGCUGAGCAAGAGAUGCCGGGGAUCGUAGCGCUGCGUGAGCGCGCAGGGAAAGACUCGCCGCUGAAGGGCGCUAAGAUCGUCGGCUGCACUCACAUCAACGCCCAGACUGCCGUUCUGAUCGAGACGCUGACAGCUCUUGGUGCGAGCGUGCGGUGGGCGGCGUGCAACAUCUUCUCUACGCAGAACGAAGUCGCCGCUGCACUGGCUGAGAAAGGGUUGUCGGUGUUCGCGUGGCGCGGUGAGAGCGAGGAGGACUUCUGGUGGUGCAUCGACAAGACCGUCAACGCUGAGAACUGGCAACCUAACCUCCUGCUGGACGAUGGCGGUGACGCUACACAUCUCAUGAUCAAGAAAUAUCCUGCCAUGUUCAAGAUGGUCAAAGGCGUGUGUGAAGAGAGCGUUACAGGCGUGCACCGCCUCUACCAGCUCAGCAAGGCUGGCAAGCUCAACGUGCCCGCUAUGAACGUCAACGAUUCUGUCACCAAGACCAUGUUUGAUAACUUCUAUGCCUGCAGGGAGUCUAUCAUUGACAGCCUGAAGCGGUCAACAGACGUGAUGUUCAGCGGCAAGCAGGUGGUGGUGUGUGGCUACGGUGAGGUGGGCAAGGGCUGCUGCCAGGCUCUCAAGAGCCUCGGCUGCGUCGUCUACGUUACAGAGAUCGACCCCAUCUGCGCUCUGCAGGCCUGCAUGGACGGCAUAAGGACGAUGAAGUUAGGCGAGGUUAUCAGGCAAGUUGACAUCGUUAUCACGGCGACGGGGAACAAGAACGUCGUCACCAGGGAACACAUGGACAAGAUGAAGAACGGCUGCAUCGUCUGCAAUAUGGGACACUCCAACACUGAGAUCGAUGUGAACUCGCUGCGGACUCCGGAGCUGACAUGGGAGAAGGUUCGCUCUCAGGUGGACCACAUCAUCUGGCCUGAUGGCAAGCGCAUCAUUCUCUUGGCUGAGGGUAGACUGGUCAACCUAUCAUUAUCAUCCGUGCCAUCCAUCAACGUCUCCAUCACAUCAUGCACUCAGGCACUGGCAUUGAUCGAGCUGUUCAACGCGCCCCCUAACCGCUACAAGAGCGACGUGUAUCUGCUGCCUAAGAAGAUGGACGAGUACGUGGCCAGUCUGCACCUGCCCAUGUUCGACGCUCAUCUCUCCGAGCUUAGUGAUGACCAAGCCAAGUACCUCGGUCUCAGCAAAGCUGGUCCCUUCAAGCCUAAUUACUAUCGGUACUAAUGUAGCAUACAGCUCCGGACUGUUCAUCCUAAUGUAGCUUCGGACUGUCCACUGAAUGUCCGCACUGUGUCCGCACUGCCCGUCUCAUCCGCCGCCUGGCGGGAGUUUUGAGCAACUCGUAUAUUCAAAUUUAUAAUAUGCGUCAUAUUUUCUGUGGUAUGAUGUGAACGCUUGUAUUCUUUAGAACGUGCAGAACAUUGCAAGCUUUCUGCCGUCCUCGGUAAAAAUUUCAGGGAUAGAUCUCUUUUUCUUUCUUUAUAUAAUAAAAAAUAAUUUUUCAUUAUUUUUCAUCAAGAGUUUUAUCCUUGAUUCUGAUUCAUGCCAAUUGUAGCCAUAACUUAUUAUCAUUCAUAUUUGAAGUUAUAGUACGUGUUUGUUCGAACUUGGAGUAACACGUUUAUUUCUUUCUUUCCAAUCGCACUUAAGUCAAAGAGAUAUUUCAAUUUAUCACAAACUAGAAUGGAAAACUCAUCCCUUCCGUUUUCAUUUAUAUUGCUCUUCCAUUGUAUUAACUAAUUCCCACUUGCACCUAAUUUGCAACAUUGAAACUGUUGCAAUUUUUAACUGUUUUUAAAGUUUGAAUAAAGAUGAUGGCUUAUGUACUUAGAUGUUUGACUUGGCGUGCAAAUUCUCCUCAUAUUUUUAUUUAAAUAAAUACUUAUUUCUUGUAGAUUCUGCGUCUUAUUUUAACGCAAUUUUGUAAUUAAUCUAGUAAGAGAUCAUCUGGCGUUAUGACAAGCUUGUUAGACGGAAAUGAACAGCACUUAGCAACUCUUCAUUGUACGAUGGUGAGACUUUGUGAUACUUGCAACCAUGAUAGCGAGUUUAUGGAUGAUGGUCGAAAAUAUUCUCACGAACGUUUAUAAUUCAUAAUUAUUUUCUCCCGAAAUGACAAGCUCAUCACGACCCUAAGGUUAACAGUAUCGUUUUUUUUU